AACUCGCAGCAACCGUCACUAAACGGUGUGCAGGCGUUCAACGGCAACCCGCAGCAACCGUCACUAAACGGUGUGCAGGCGUUCAACGGCAACUCGCAGCAACCGUCACUAAACGGUGUGCAGGCGUUCAACAGCAACCCGCAGCCACCGUCACUAAACGGUGUGCAGGCGUUCAACGGCAACCCGCAGCCACCGUCACUAAACGGUGUGCAGGCGUUCAACGGCAACCCGCAGCCACCGUCACUAAACGGUGUGCAGGCGCUUUCAACGGCAAUAAGCCCGUGGAACCUACGGCUACUAAAUAACAUACAAAGUAAUCAGAAUAACAAUGAACCGAAAACCAAGCAAUUCGAUGGUACCCAAUCACAGGCUGUCGAGUGGAUGGAAAAUUUUGAUUACCUCGUUACAUCAAUUGGAUGGAAUGAAGACAAGCGUAAGUCUAAAUUAGGUACGUUUAUGAUCGGUGCCGCCAGAGAUUGUUUCAAUGGCCAGCGGAAUUAUCAUCGAGACAAUUGGAACUACAGAAGCAAUCGCAAUUACCAAGACUACCGCGAACCCAAUAAUGGACAGCGAAACAAUAUGGCCGCUAUUGUCCAAUCAGAUGAAACUGAAGACAAUAUACAAGAGGCUAUUAAAAUUGUAACCGUUCCCAAGUUGCGACUUGUCGAGGUCGGAGAUUUAUCAGGGGCCCAAAUUGAUGGAUAUACCGAUCCCGACAACUUGCUUGAUACCUUUAUUGAUUAUGGCUGUGCGCGAGCCAAGUUACCUGACCAGACCCGAACCUUAGAGACCAUUCGGGUCUCUACACUAUUAAAGGCAAGUAUUAAGCGGUGGCGAGUGAUGGAGCAAAACGACAUGAUAUACGUCUGGCAUCACACAAGCGAUGCAGAGCCCGACCACUGCCUCCCAGACCUGUCCAAGAAGUACAACAUUCCCAACCUUACAGUACUCUCCAAUUACACCUACAAGUUAUACACAUCAUCACAGACCAUUUCUAAACAUUUGGUCAAUCUAAAUGGCACUGAAGACAACCCGAUGGUCGUAUUCAUUGAGCUAUAUAAUUUUAAUUGCAAAACGACCACCAUGCAUCUGGAGCAAAGAGCGUGCACACCCGCAUACGCCGAGUCCCACAUCAAAUACAUCGGUAUACCAGAGGUUACGCCCGCGAUGUUAAUCGUGUCGGGUAUCAGUUUGGCGCCCGAAAGGAUGCUCUUCACCACCCGAUUCCUGGGCACUCCUACCCUAUGGAAUCAAAUUGCAUUGUCUGAAUUGGUGGACCACAACGUAUAUCAAAUGGUCCGACGGAUUAAAGCCGAUAAUGAGGGUAUGAGUCGACCGUUUUCGUCGCACGACUACGUCUAUGAUGUGUUUGCAAAUAUUUUAGCCUCAAUUGUGUUUAGCGAAAAAUUGGACAGUGAUCAGGCUGAAUUAAAAAUGCUGAAAUACGUCACGUCUGACUUUCUACCUGAUCUUGACUUUUGCGAUAUACAUAUCGCCGCCAAACACGAGGCCAUAGCUGAUGACAAACGGACGGCACCCUAUUUUACCGAUGAUAACCUGCCCGUCGUUUUGAUUGAACUCAUUAUUGCCUAUUACCCGAAUUACCAGGAUAAGCUGCGCACAGAGAUUAGCCGAGAGAUUGGCGAUCGGGUGCCGGUAGUAGAGGACAAGUGCCGUUUAAACUACACGAUGGCCUUUAUAUCGGAAAUGUUACGGCACAGAAAUCCCACACCAAUUGGAAUAUUUCAUAAGACCAUGGUGAACACCAAAUUGGGUUUGAAUUAUUAA
Molecule: messenger RNA, 1788 nt
Organism: Medioppia subpectinata
Lineage: Eukaryota; Metazoa; Arthropoda; Arachnida; Sarcoptiformes; Oppiidae
Source: the annotation of a GenBank genome assembly